Frankliniella occidentalis (western flower thrips) is the source of this 1811-nucleotide messenger RNA. RefSeq names its product large neutral amino acids transporter small subunit 2 (gene mnd). The record is from RefSeq and is a predicted model, not a curated record. Gene Ontology annotation, molecular function: L-amino acid transmembrane transporter activity. Gene Ontology annotation, cellular component: membrane. Gene Ontology annotation, biological process: amino acid transmembrane transport. Lineage: Eukaryota; Metazoa; Arthropoda; Insecta; Thysanoptera; Thripidae.
GCACGAUGAUCCCCAGGUCCGGCGGGGACUACGCCUACAUCGGGGAGGCGUUCGGCCCGCUGCCGGCCUUCCUGUACCUCUGGGUGGCGCUGUUCGUCAUCGUGCCGACGGGCAACGCCAUCACGGCGCUCACCUUCGCGCAGUACAUCCUGCAGCCCGCCUGGCCCACCUGCGAGCCACCGGACGAGGUCAUCAGGCUGAUCGCCGCCAUCGUCACGUGCGUUCUCACGGCCAUCAACUGCUACAACGUCAAGUGGGCGACCCGCGUGCAGGACCUGUUCACGGGCACCAAGCUGCUGGCGCUCGUGGUCAUCAUCCUGACCGGGCUGUACGCCCUGGGCGCCGGCAAGACGGAGAACUUCCAGCAGCCCUUCCAGAACACCAUCACGUCGCCGGGUCACAUCGCGCUGUCGUUCUACUCGGGGCUCUUCUCGUACGCGGGAUGGAACUACCUGAACUUCGUGACGGAAGAGCUGAAGGAUCCCUACAGAAAUCUACCUCGCGCCAUCUGCAUCUCCCUUCCCAUGGUGACCAUCAUCUACGUGUUGGCUAACAUCGCCUAUUUCGUGGUACUUACUCGCGACGAGCUGCUGUCCUCCAACGCCGUGGCUGUGCUCUUCGGCGAGAAGAUGCUGGCCGUCAUGUCGUGGACCAUGCCCGUCUUCGUGGCCUGCUCGACGUUCGGCGCGCUCAACGGCGCCAUCUUCGCGUCGUCGCGCCUCUUCUUCGUCGGGGCGCGCCAGGGCCACCUGCCCACUGCCAUCGCGCUCAUCAACGUCAAGAGGCUCACCCCGGUGCCCUCGCUCGUCUUCUUGUGCAUAAUCACCCUGGUGCUGCUCGUGAUCAAGGACGUGUACGUCCUCAUCAACUACGUCAGCUUCGUCGAGUCCUUCUUCACGCUCGUGUCCGUGUCCGGGCUGCUGUACAUGCGCCGCUCCAAGCCGGAUCUGCACCGGCCCAUCAAGGUCAGCAUCGUGCUGCCGCUGAUCUUCUUCGUCAUAUGCACGUUCCUCGUGACGUGCCCGUUCUACGUGAGUCCGGUGGAGGUCGGCGUCGGCAUCGCCAUCAUCUUGGCCGGCAUCCCAGUCUACUUCGUCUUCAUCUACUGGAAGAACAAGCCCGACUGGCUCACCAAGUCUUCGCACGCGUUCAACCUGAUGUGCGCCCGGCUGUUUGAGUGUGUCCUGGAGGACCAGCGGUGACCCACUCGCCACAGCAGUCGGUGUACUCUCGAUGCACAUUCCCAUCGGCCUGUUCGGUUCUCCGAUUAAAUUCUUGAACCACAACAAUAUGCCACUUUCCGGAAAGGAAGUUGACCUGUGAUACGUGUAGUCUGUCUGCUUGGUUGAACACUGAGGGAUGUCAGGGUAUUUAAAAUGUCUUGUCGCGGACGGUUGACGGUACUAUCGGCUGUUCUGCCCUUGGCAUUGUAUGGUGUUGAAUAUUUUGCCUGUUAUUUAUUAAUUAUCUUCGAGGACAUUCUUUAUAUUUUUACUUCUUGUGCUUCGGCCAUCUUUUUCACUUUCACUAAAAGGCGAAUUUUAUGUUUUGAGUAGCAUUUGCCUCUGUCUUUUUUGUAUUGGGAAUUGUCCUAAAAUGUUUGGACUAAUUUAAAAAAGUGAAACGCAUACUUUGAAGAUGUGUGUUUCCAUAUUUAUUAACUUUACACUUUUGGGUAAGCCUCCCAAUGAUAUUCAAGUUCCAUCUUAUUUAUAUUAUUGAGCCACCUAUCGGCAAAAAUACUUCUAUUUUAGUACUACUUUUAUUUAUAAAUCAUGGAUCUGAGUGCCCUGUAUAUCACUGUCAAUUGU